This is a messenger RNA of Cicer arietinum (chickpea), 1043 nucleotides long. RefSeq lists its product as uncharacterized. Lineage: Eukaryota; Viridiplantae; Streptophyta; Magnoliopsida; Fabales; Fabaceae. The record is from RefSeq and is a predicted model, not a curated record.
UCACUUCUUGUAUUUCACAAAACAAAUCAGUGGUAAAAUACACCUCAUUCACAGGCACCUUCCACGAGAAAUCGUCACGGUUAGGGACAAGUUAAACUGUUACAAUACCACACACCUCAAUCCAAUAUGAAAAGAACUCUGGAUGAGAUGGAUAAGGAAGGACCUUCUGAUCCAAAAUCACUUGUUGAGGACCCCAAAUCACUUGAGGAGGACCCAGAAUCACCUGCUGAGGAGGACCCAGAAUCACCUGCUGAGGAGGACCCAGAAUCACCUGCUGAGGAGGACCCAGAAUCACCUGCUGAGGAGGACCCAGAAUCUCCUGCUGAGGAGGACCCAGAAUCUCCUGCUGAUGAGGACCCAGAAUCUCCUGCUGAUGAGGACCCAAAAUCUCAUGCUGAGGACCUAAAAUCUCCUGUUGAUGAGGACCCAAAAUCUCCUGCUGAGGACCCAAAAUCUCCUGCUGAUGAGGACCCAAAAUCUACUGCUGAUGAGGACCCAAAGUCUACUGCUGAGGACCCAAAAUCUACUGCUGAUGAGGACCCAAAAUCUCCUUUGACACUUGAAGCGCGUUACAAGAAUGCUUGUGACAUUGCAGCAUAUAAAGUUGCUGAUGCGGAGAAUAAAUCAGCUUUGGCAAAAGAGGCAGUCGAGGAGACGGAAAGAGUCGGUAAACUGGUUGAAGAAAAUGAUGCAAUGUUAAAGUUUGCUGAAGAGCUUCAAGCAGAAUUGGAUGGAACUGAUAAGACUAUCGCUUUUCGUUAAAGCCAUCCACAUAUAAUUCUUUUCUCUUAGAUUUUUUAAACGAUGAAUUUUGAGUUAGUGCAUUGAGUUUUACGGUGACUACGUACCCUUUAGCCUCCGUUUAUAGCCUAUAGAAUCCUUUGGUGUGUAGCUGAAAUAUAUUGUGGACUUCAGAAUAGUACUGCUGUAAUAGAAUCGUCUAACAAUAACAAUUGAAUCCCCUUUUUAGUUUUUUAUCCUCUCUUGAUUCAGCUUACCCACCCAUCAUUUCCUUAAUAAUUUUUGAAAUGAUCCUAUAGUUA